CCUCUUUGCUCUUGAGGAUGUGUAGGGUUUUGUAGUGUACUGUUCAUCUAGCGAUACAAGGCAGCAUGUGACCUCCUCCUGUUGGAGGUGUGAACCCUGCUAAUCACAGACUGCUUUCAGCAAGGUCUGAGCUGAAGAGGGUAGGAAGUUUGUGGGCCAAAGCUCUUGAGCUCCCUUUUCUGGGCAAGAGCUGGUGCAUGUGUUCUCUGCAUGUGCUGCUGCCUCCUCAUAGCUGUUGGCAGUGGCAACCAGGAGUGGUUUUCUGCAGCCCUUGUGAAGCAAAGAAGAACAGGAGUCUCAAAGGGCUUUCAAGGGCUUCCGAGGUACCAGCGUGUUGCUGACUGAAGAACUGACAAUACAAGCUUUAAUCCACACUGCUUCUUUAGCCUAAUACUUGAUGAUGGAAGAUCUAAAAAAACAGUUGAACCAGGUAGAAAGACCCAUCAAAGCCAAAUAAUUCAGCUAACAUGUUUUGUAACCAGUGUGUUUCUCAGAAGCAAUAAGAUUAUGUGGAUCAGCUGGUGCGCUUUGUGUUUGGUGAAAAGAAGCUUAUUUAAAUUAAGAGAGCCAGGAGAUCUGUGUCUCAGUCCAGAAGGAAGAUGGGUUCCACAGAAGACCUCGACUAUCCUCAAAUCAUCAUGCAAUACAGCAAUGGAUUUUUAAUCUCAAAGGUUAUGUUCACUGCCUGUGAGUUGGGGGUGUUUGAUCUUCUUCUGGAGUCAGGAAAUCCUCUGUCUUCAGAUGCCAUUGCUGCAGGUCUGGGUGCCAGCACAAUGGGGAUGAGAAGACUGCUGGAUGCCUGUGUGGGAUUGAAGCUCUUGGCAGUAGAGAUGACCCAAGAAGGAGCUCUCUACAGAAACACAGAAAUUUCCAACGUCUACCUUACAAAAUCAAGUCCGAAGUCUCAGUAUCAUAUUAUGAUGUAUUAUUCCAACACAGUCUACUUGUGCUGGCAGUACCUGGCUGAUGCUGUGAGAGAAGGAAGAAACCAGUAUGAAAGAGCUUUUGGUGUUUCAUCUAAAGACCCUUUUGGAGCAAUGUACAGAUCAGAUGAAGAAAUGCUAAAAUUCAUGGCUGGCCAGAACUCAGUAUGGAGGAUAUGUGGCAGAGAUGUUCUUGCUGCAUUUGACCUUUCCCCUUUCACACAGAUCUAUGACUUGGGAGCACCCUGCUGUCCCAGCACUGCUGAGUGCUGUCAGGAUUCACAGGACAAGGCAGGCUCCUUCCUGGUCUCCCUCACUUCUUCCCCAGAGCCUGGAGGUGGAGGAGCUUUGGCCCAAGAGUGUGUUUCUUUGUAUCCCAAUUCCACCGUCACGAUUUAUGACCUGCCCAAAGUUGUGCAGGUGGCCAAAGAACAGUUUGUUUCCCCUGAGGAUCAUCAGAUCACUUUCCACGAAGGAGACUUCUUUAAUGAUUCAAUACCUGAAGCUGAACUGUAUAUUUUAUCCAAGAUACUGCAUGAUUGGGAUGAUGACAAAUGCAAACAACUGCUGGCAAAAGUCUACAAAGCUUGCAAACCUGGUGGUGGAGUGCUGCUGGUUGAAUCUCUUCUGAAUGAGGAUAAAAGUGGGCCUGUAGAAACCCAACUGUAUUCAAUGAAUAUGUUGGUCCAGACAGAAGGGAAAGAGAGGACAGCAGCAGAGUACAGCAAGCUCCUGGAGGCAGCUGGCUUUGGAGUGAUUCAAGUAAAGAGGACUGGAAAACUCUAUGAUGCUGUUUUAGGAAGGAAAUAGUAGAAUGUGUUUUAUGUAUGUAACAAAACAGAAAAGGUUGAGAAAUGUGCUAUUCUCUUCUUAGUGGGCAAUGAUCAGUUUAGCUUUUAGUCAAGGCUGCCAACUUUUUUGGAAGCUGAUACAUUGUCAAAAGACUCACCAAUAACAGAUCUUCAACAUGCAUGUAUUACAAAUCCGGAAGCUGUCUUGGCUUGCCUUUGGAUCUGUGAGGAAAAGAAAGAAACAAGAAACAAUCCACAAAAGAAAUGUGUAGUGUGUCUGCUUCAGCUUGUAUCAGUCUCUGAUUUUUAAUACUGUAUCUGACAAAAGCAGAGCUGAAUUUGUACUUGAGUUCCUGCAAAAUAAAAAUAAUCCCUGUACUGA
Molecule: messenger RNA, 2096 nt
Organism: Motacilla alba alba
Lineage: Eukaryota; Metazoa; Chordata; Aves; Passeriformes; Motacillidae
Gene: ASMT
Product: acetylserotonin O-methyltransferase
Exons: 10
Coding region: 600-1733 (377 amino acids)
Biological process (GO): methylation; melatonin biosynthetic process
Molecular function (GO): acetylserotonin O-methyltransferase activity
Source: RefSeq, a predicted model, not a curated record